AAAAGACAUAUCUUUGUCCGAAACACCGGCGUGAUUUUUCAGACUAAUCGGCAAACAAUUAACUUCAGUCGCCCGGAGGUAUUCUGAUUGUACGGACGCGGGCCACACACCACGAGAGCCAUAAGCUUCCAGGUUUCUCCUCCGCGGAACGAUGUCGGAGACUCACCGGAGUCAAUCUAACAACGAACGAAUCGAAAACUCCGCUGCUUGAAACAUUAUUGGUGAUGGGGUGUGAUCUUUUUGUUUUGUCUGAAGAGAAUCAACACCGAAGAGUUGUGAUAGAGAACAGUCACGGUGAGAAACUCGUUGGAGUUUUGCAAGAUACAGGCUCAACCGAGACUGUUGUCAUCUGCCAUGGCUUUCAAUCAUCAAAGGAUCGUAUCCCCAUGAGGACAAUAGCCAAUGUCUUUGAAAGCGCAAAGAUCACUACUUUCCGGUUUGAUUUCGCUGGCAACGGGGAAAGCCAAGGAUCGUUUCAGUAUGGUAACUAUCGCCGCGAAGCUGAAGAUCUCCGCUCUGUUCUCCAACACUUGCGUGGGGAGAACCGUGUAAUCUCUGCAAUAAUCGGACAUAGUAAAGGUGGGAAUGUGGUGCUUUUGUAUGCAGCAAAGUACAAGGCUGUGGAGAUUGUUGUGAACAUCUCAGGACGGUUUUUUCUAGAGAGAGCGAUAGAAGGGCGGCUUGGUAAGGACUACAUGAAGAGAAUCAAAGAGAAUGGGUUCAUCGAUGUUAGGAACAGAAAGGGAAAGUUUGAAUAUAGAGUAACCGAAGAGAGUCUAAAGGACCGUCUAACAACCAAUACUCAUGAAGCUUGUCUCUCAAUUCAUGAAAACUGCAGGGUGUUGACAGUUCAUGGUUCAGACGAUAGGAUCGUGUCUGUAACAGAAGCAUCUGAAUUCGCUAAGUACAUAAAGAAUCAUAAACUCUGUCUUAUUGAAGGAGCUGAUCAUGAGUUCACUUCUCACCAGCAUCAGCUUGCUUCUACUGUUUUAUCAUUCUUCAAGAAAGAUGAUGAUAAUGAUGGUGUUGUCAGUACAAGUGACCAAGUCCCCAUGAGAUCAGUUGUUCCGAUUACUUCACGAAUUUAAAAGUAUUUGUUCAAUACAGACUGCUAAGUCUUUUUAGGUGGUCUGGUUUUGUAUAUCAGUUAAGCACAUUAAGAUUAUCAAAAUGUUCUUAUCAUUGAUAAAAUCUUCAUGUCAGUUACUAA
Molecule: messenger RNA, 1210 nt
Organism: Brassica napus (rape)
Lineage: Eukaryota; Viridiplantae; Streptophyta; Magnoliopsida; Brassicales; Brassicaceae
Exons: 7
Coding region: 225-1088 (287 amino acids)
Source: RefSeq, a predicted model, not a curated record